GUAGUGCUGUCACUGUUCAGCCGGGAGCUUGAGCUCGCAAAUUGCAAGUCAAGAAGACAGGACAGGACACUGCACAGUUCUGCAACAGGAGGACACCAUUUAAAUCAACAUCUCAACACUUUUAGGACAUCGGCAGCAAUGAAGACAACACUGGCAACUCUGACUCUCUGCCUGGUGGUGCUCAUGGCCACAGGUUUUCCAUUCGAGAGGAAAGGGGGCUCGCCCUCCAGCAGCGCUGCCAAGGAGAAGCGUGUACAGUAUGCAGCAUGGGAUGAUGUAAAUGUCAUUGCCCAUGGCCUGCUGCAACUGGGCCAGGGGCUGAAGGAGCAUGUGGACAAAACCAAAGUCCAGAUGAGGGACAUUUCCAGCAAGCUGAAGGUCUUCAAUCGCACAGUGACCGAACUGGGGAAAGAAAGCCAGAGGCUGCGAGUGGAGGGGGAGGCCCUGAAGGCUCGGGCCCACGGGCUGGAGGACAGAGAGGGGCAGGUGCUGAAUGUCACGGCCGAGCUGAGGGAGAAGGCGGAGGAGAUGCAGCAGGAGAGGAGGACGGUGAGCGAGAGGAUGAGCCGGCUGGAGGAGAGGGUGGACAGCAUGCUGCAGGGAGACGCGGUGCUUCCUGACACUGGUGCCAAGAAUAACAGUGAUGCUCGCAACAUCCAGAUGAUGCUGGAGGCUCAGAACAGACGUAUUGAUGAUCUGAUGGAGCGGAUCAGGCUCCAGCAGGAAAAGCUUGACAAGCAGAAUGUGCGCAUCAGGACCCUGCAAAGCCAGGUCCAACAGUCACGACAGAGAACCGCGUCGCCGCGGGACGCCAACGCCGACGGCUCAGUGCAAAGUGGCGUCGCGGAGCAACGCGACUCACCAGUCGAGAUGCCAUCAGACUGUCAUGAGCUGUUUCUGAGAGGUGAGACCACCAGCGGGGUCUAUACCAUCCAGCCAAUGAAUGCAGAGCCCUUUGAAGUCUUCUGUGAGAUGACAGCUGAUGGAGGAUGGACAGUGAUCCAAAGGCGCCAAGAUGGCUCAGUUGACUUUGACCAGCUAUGGCAGGCCUAUGAGAAAGGCUUUGGCAGCCUGAAUGGGGAGUUCUGGUUGGGUCUAGAAAAGAUCCACUCCAUUGCUAAAGAUGGUGGCUAUAUACUCAACAUCAAGCUCUCUGACUGGGGUAGUGACGUGGCAGCUAUCCGCCUCCCCUUCCAUCUGGGCGGUGAGGAAACCAAGUACUCGCUCCAGAUUCAGAAGGCCGAUGAUUUCAGCACCUUGGAGAGUUCCCUGGGGACGGACGCCACCUCUGGCCUGCCCUUUUCCACCCGCGACCAAGACAACGACCAGAAAAUUGACACCAACUGCGCCAAGCACCUCUCAGGUGGUUGGUGGUUCAGCAACUGUGGUCGCUCCAACCUAAACGGUAGAUACUUCCAGAGCCCUCCUCCCAAGCAGCGGCACCAGAGGAAGCAGGGUAUCUUCUGGAAGACCUGGAGGGGUCGCUACUACCCUCUGAAGAACAGCAUGAUGAUGAUUGCCCCUGCUGCCAUCGAAAAUAAGUCAUAAAGAAUAGAAAGAGACAGAAUGAAAAAGUUGACACAAAACAAAGGGGUUGAAAGAAGUAGAUUUUGGACUAUUCUUUCUUUUCUUGGUGCUUAGUUGAUGAGGCAGAGGUUACCAUUUUCCCUGGUUUUCUCCCUGCGAGGAGGACCUCAUACCAGAGCCCAGGCCCUUGAAACAGGGGCAAAAAGAGCUCAAAUUCAAUGAGUUCCAGGUUUCCACUGCUCUGUCCUUUGAGAUGAUUGAUGAAAACCUGCAGUGGAAAAUGUUUCAUAUAUUGUACCAUCGCAGUUGAUUCCUUCUGAAUGGCAUGAAGCAGGGGCCCCUAGUGAGGAGAGCGUCACAAAGCGAGUCCCGGCCUGUUCACUGUUCUGUAAGCCACACAGGAUUCCCAACAAGUCGAGACUCAUCACCAGACAUGUGGUGUCAAAUGUGUUUGUGGGCUGUUGUUGCAUUUGAAUGGUUUGGUAGAGAGUAAACAGCAGUCAGCUCGAAAACAGCUUAAGAAUUGCUCUUAUUUUGUAAAAGAUGCAUGUAGGACUGAAAUGCAGACCCAUUGAGUAAGACUUUUAAACCAAUGGUGUGGACCAAAUGGUGACUUAAUUAAAACAAAGAGUUAUUUUCCACAUGAACAUGAUGAGAUUAGUGUUCAAACCCAUUAUGUAAAGUUAUAAAUCACUAUAAACUAGCAUUACCAUGCAGAAACUGUGUUAAGACAGUAGCAGUUCGUGGGGCACUGAAAACCAUUUCAGCCUUUUAUACAGCAUGUUUUCUGCUUGCAAUUUUGAAUCAAAUCACCCAUAUUCUUCACUGACUUUUUCAGUGGAGGUUUUGAUGAUGUUAAGUCAUGUUGACUUCUUUAAGAUGACAGACAUGGUUUUGUACAUAGUGUAUGAAGGAAUGUCAUCUGUCUUAAGAAAUGUAACUGUUACUGAUUUGUUGUGAUAUUAUCUGUUGUCCUUGUGACUUGAGGGUUUGUGAUUGUAGAUGUUCCCUUUUCUUAUUUAAAUGCUGUAAAUAAUCAAUAUAUAUAUUUCUGGUGCUGCCUGUUUGUAAUUUAUAUUGACUUUGUUGUGUUUGCCAGUUGUAAAAUUGUUUUUUAAGAGAAAAUAACCAUUGUUUGGUUAUUAUGAGCCAAUAAAAUUGACUUAAACUAA
Molecule: messenger RNA, 2699 nt
Organism: Morone saxatilis (striped sea-bass)
Lineage: Eukaryota; Metazoa; Chordata; Actinopteri; Moronidae
Gene: angptl4
Product: angiopoietin-like 4
Exons: 7
Coding region: 139-1548 (469 amino acids)
Biological process (GO): triglyceride homeostasis
Molecular function (GO): enzyme inhibitor activity
Source: RefSeq, a predicted model, not a curated record